AUGCAAUCCUCCCCGUCCACGCUCGACAUCGCCCCCGCCGCCUCCCCCGCGCCCGUCAUCGUCUCCUCCACAGCCACCCUCAUCCUCCUCCUCUCCAUCUCCGCCGCCAUCGUCUUCCGCUCCCUCGUCCUCCGCCAGCGCCACCGCCGCCUCGUCCACCAGGCCAUCCUCGCCGGCACCUACGUCCCCGGCGUCUUCCCGCCCCCGCCCGGCGGCGGCCGCAGGGCCGUCGCCCGCGCCGCCGCGGAGCCCGGCCCCAAGCCGGUGCUCUACGAGGUGUAUGUCGGGCAGGACCGCGCGCGCGACGGGAUGGCCGGCGAGAAGGGGAAGGGCGGGUGGGAGGGGAUGCUGCCCGUCUCUGCGUCUCGCGCCGCCCCGCCCCCGCCCCCGCCCCCGCCCAACCCCUCCCGCGCCCGCGCCGCGCACGCUCCUCGAGCGCCUCCGCCACCCGCGCGCACGCCCCACGACGACAGACGUAGAGAUGACACAGCCAUCUGCACCCGGCGCGGGCGUCCCCGCCCCCCCGCGCCCGCGCCCGCGCCCGCGCCCGCCUCCCCCCAAGCACAGAUCACGCCCCAGCCGUUGCGCGUCGCCGUCCUCGUCGCCAUGCCCGCCCCCGCGCUGCACCACCGACCGCUGUCGACGGCGACGCUGUCCGCGGAGCUGAAGGGCAAGGCGCGCGUGGAUGUAUCUGAGGUGGGCUGCGGGCCAGGAGGGGAGAUCGGGGGGGAGGGACAUGCGGAAGGAGGGGGAGGAGAGGUGCCCGUGCUCGAGCUGGGCGUGGUCGAGGUGCGCGUCCCGCUGGAGAGCGUCGUGUAACGAGACGUGUAGAUGGAUGGAUUCUACGCUGUACAUUGCGAACUACGCCUACGCGCACAGGAUGUAUCUCGCCACACGCAACUCUCAGUGGUUCGCGGCCUUUUGUGUCCAUCUAUCCAGCCCCGCCUCGAACACCAAGUUCCCAACUUCCCGUGCAGUACUUAUUCACGUUCACGCUGCCCCCCCGCGAACGCCGGAAGAAGUAGGGUAAUGGUAAUGUCAUGCAGCC
This is a messenger RNA of Gloeophyllum trabeum ATCC 11539, 1048 nucleotides long. RefSeq lists its product as uncharacterized. The coding region runs from base 1 to 819 and encodes 272 amino acids. The transcript has 2 exons. NCBI's taxonomy places the organism in Eukaryota, Fungi, Basidiomycota, Agaricomycetes, Gloeophyllales, Gloeophyllaceae. The record is from RefSeq and is a predicted model, not a curated record.